This is a messenger RNA of Gopherus flavomarginatus (Mexican gopher tortoise), 1508 nucleotides long. RefSeq names its product sentrin-specific protease 1-like. Bases 375 to 1475 code for a protein of 366 amino acids. Gene Ontology annotation, biological process: proteolysis. The record is from RefSeq and is a predicted model, not a curated record. NCBI's taxonomy places the organism in Eukaryota, Metazoa, Chordata, Testudines, Testudinidae. The transcript has 10 exons. Gene Ontology annotation, molecular function: cysteine-type peptidase activity.
GUGCCUUCAUUUUACAAAUACAACCACUUCUCCAUUUGUUUACAAAGAUCCCAGAUCUGAAUAUGUUCGGGGAAGAUUUCUGCAAAGAGUACAGCAUGAAUAUGAAAUCGAGACAUGACGCUGACAUUGCGCUGGCCCUAAGUAACAUUGCUAAAGCACAAGAAAAACAACAAAGACAUUAUGCUAAAAGAAAGACUUCUAAAUAUGGGGAAAUAACAUUUGAAGUUGGGGACUCUGAUCUGUUACUGAAUGCUAGACAGAGAACAAGAAAAGGAGGAGUAUUGGAAUCUAAAUAUCAGGGACCAUACAAAAUUAUGAGUGUUGAAGGUAAGAGAGUGAAAUUAUAAACCAUCUCAGGGAAACAGUUAGGAACCAUGUACAGUAUUGCACACUUAAAACCAGUAAAAGAGCCAACAACAUUAGCUGCUGAAAGCACAUCAGAGGGAAAAACUGGAACUGAAAUUGGAGUUGGUGACACUGAACCAGAAACACCCACGGAAGAGAUUAGAGAAGUGGAUGGCACUGUAUCUCAUGACAGCAAAGUGGAAAACAUAGAGGUCACAGCAAUAGAAAAAGAGGAAUAUAUAGGGCAAGAUGUGUCAAACAAUGAUACAAGUGAUGCUGAUGACAGUUUUGAUGACAUGCUUACAGAGGAAGUGGAAGACAAGCAAUGGCUUCUGAAAGUAAAAUUGGUAAUGACCAGCAAACACACAGAGAGACUGGAGGCCAAAGUGAGAAACAUAAAAUUGUAUGGCUCUUCAUUUCAUUGCCUGAAACCGAGAAGCUGGAUAAGUGAUGAGGUUAUUGAUGCAUUUUUGAGCUGUGUAGUUGAGAAAGCAGAUGGAAAGGUACAAGCCAUCUCAUCAGUAGUUUCCACUGCCAUUCUCUCAGGCAGAGCUACACAAAUGAAAGUGAAGAGUGAAUUACUUCAAAAUGAUAUAUUACUGCUUCCUUACCACACACCAGGUCAUUGGGUUCUUGUGAUAGCCUUGAUGAAAAAAAAGGAAUUGUUAAUAAUUGACCCCUUGUGUGAUGAGAUCAGAUAUGAAAGAACAUGCCUGAGGAACUGGAGAAACUUCAUCAAACGAUUAACUAGUAAAUCCUCAUCUGAUUGGAACAGUAAAAUUGUGCAGCAUCCCAGACAAAGUGAUGGCCACAACUGUGGACCACUCAUCUUAAAGUUUGCAGAAACAUAUUUGCAGCACAAAGACAUCAGUACGGUGGAAACAACACAGAAGGCUAAUACUGCGUUUAGAAGACAUAUAGCAAUUCUUCUAAUGAAGGAGUCAGAAAGCGUGGAGGACUACUGCAUAUACUGCAACCUUAUCGACUGUGAAAAAGAAAGUGAGGAUUGCACGAUGGUCCAGUGUGAUUCUUGCAAGAGGUGGGCACAUAGACCAUGCAUUACAGAAGGAACCAAUCAAGAAAACCUGACAUAUGAGAAGAAAGAGUACAACUGCAAGACAUGUGCAUAGUUCACUUCAUUACCAAAAAAAAAAAAAAAAGGC